UUGCGGGCGCCUGCGUGUUUUGGCGGAGAAGCAAGAGCAGUCGCAGACGAGGGAAGUCGCGAGCGCACGGGCCUCGGCUAAUUGCCGGCGUCGCGAACAAUGGACGGCAGGCGCCUGCCAGUGACCCUCACCUGCGUCCCUCGCCCAUCGACCCUGCUCGCCGUCACCGACGCUUCCACCGAGAGGACGCGAUAGAAGCGUCUGCGCUGCUCGGCCUAUGAUCGCUGACCUGUAGAACCCUUUCUGCGCCGCGGACCGUGCCAUCGCCCACGACGCGCCGCGUGCAGCGCCAUAGCCCGCCGAUUCCUGUGGCAUUCAGACGCCCCUAACCACACAGAACAGCGCCCACCAUGGCGGCAAAGCGCAAGGCGGCCGCGAUGGCGCCCGUCGAUGAGGACCCAGUAGAUCCUUCCGAUGAGCUCAUGUUCCUGUGUCUCGGGGGCGGCAACGAAGUCGGGCGGUCGUGCCAUAUCAUACAGUACAAGGGCAAGACGGUCAUGCUCGACGCUGGUAUGCACCCCGCGCAUGAGGGACUGUCGGCCAUGCCCUUCUACGAUGAGUUCGACCUGAGCACUGUAGACGUUCUCCUGAUAUCACAUUUCCACGUCGACCACGCCGCCUCGUUGCCGUAUGUACUUGCAAAGACGAACUUCAGCGGUCGUGUUAUGAUGACCCAUCCCACCAAAGCCAUUUACAAGUGGCUGAUCUCAGACUCCGUGCGAGUGGGCAACAUGUCCAGCUCAGCAGAGAACAAGAUCCAAAUGUACACCGAGCAGGACCACACAAACACCUUUCCCAUGAUCGAAGCCAUCGAUUUCUACACAACACACACCGUUGCUGGCAUACGGAUAACGCCGUACCCAGCAGGCCAUGUCUUGGGCGCAGCAAUGUUCCAGAUCGAGAUUGCAGGCCUGAAGAUCCUCUUCACCGGCGACUACUCCCGAGAAGACGACCGGCAUCUGGUGUCCGCUUCAAUACCCAAAGAUGUCAAGAUUGACGUCUUGAUCACCGAAUCCACCUUCGGUAUCUCGACACAUACUCCACGCGUCCAGAGGGAAGCCCAACUCAUGAAGUCAAUCACUGACAUCCUCAACCGCGGCGGUCGAGCCCUCCUCCCCGUGUUUGCCCUUGGCCGUGCUCAAGAGUUACUCCUGAUUCUGGAUGAGUACUGGGCUAAGCACCCAGAGUACCAGAAGAUCCCCAUUUACUACAAUUCCAGCCUGGCACGCAAAUGUAUGGUUGUCUACCAGACGUACGUGUCAGCCAUGAACGACAACAUCAAGCGCCUCUUCCGCGAGCGAAUGGCCGAAGCCGAAGCAGCAGGCGAUGUGAGCAAAGGUGGGCCGUGGGAUUUCCGCUUUGUGCGCAGUCUAAAGUCGCUCGAGCGCUUCGACGAUGUGGGGGGCUGCGUUAUGUUGGCGUCCCCGGGUAUGAUGCAGUCUGGCACCUCGCGCGAGCUGCUUGAGAAGUGGGCUCCCGAUCCGAGGAACGGUGUAGUCAUUACCGGUUACUCCGUCGAGGGCACCAUGGCGAAGGAAAUUGUGAAGGAGCCUGACGAGAUUCCUUGCAUCACCCAGCGAGGCAAUCAGCAGCGCCGUCUAGGCGGAAAUGAAAACGAACAGAAGAAGAUUCCGCGCCGAUGCACAGUCCAGGAAUUCAGUUUUGCUGCUCACGUCGACGGCAAAGAGAACAUGGAGUUCGUGGCAGAGGUCAACGCGCCUGUCGUCAUCCUAGUCCACGGCGAGAAAGGUAACAUGAAUCGCCUCAAGUCCAAACUCCUCGGGUUCAACGCGCACCGCAAAGACCCCGUCAAGAUCCUCUCUCCCGCAAACUGCGAAGAAGUCCGCAUUCCCUUCAGAACUGAUAAAAUUGCCAAGGUCGUCGGCAAGCUCGCAUCCAUCUCACCACCCGUACCUCGAAUAAAGGGCGAAGGCGAAGAGAACGGUGACCUGGACGAGCAGCCUAGUCUAAUCAGCGGUGUCCUCAUCCAGCACGAGACAGACUUCAAGCUCUCCUUCAUGGCGCCAGAAGAUCUGAAGGAGUACGCCGGUCUGACCACCACGACCAUCGUGUGUCGACAGCACAUGCGGCUGUCGGCAGCAGGCGUGGAUCUGAUCCGGUGGGUGCUCGAGGGCGCAUUCGGCGCUAUCAAGGAAGAAGAGAUCACCGACGAGGCAGUCAACGGCAAGGAGGUCAACGGGAACGGCAACGGCGUCAAAGAGCACGCAGACGAAGAGAUCAGCCGCUCGAGCACAAAGUACGUCGUCAUGGACUGCGUGAGCGUGCUGUGCCGGCCGGGCGGCCUCGUCGAGGUCGAAUGGGAGGGCAACGUGAUCAACGACGGCAUCGCCGACGCCGUGCUCGCGGCGCUGUGCACGGUGGAGAGCUCGCCAGCGGCCGUGAAGCAAUCCUCCCGCCAACACGCCCACUCUCCCUCCCCCUCCGAGCCCAACGACGACCUCAAACUCUCCCACCGCCCGCACCCCCACCGCACCGCCGACCCCUCCACCCGCCUCUCCCGCCUCUUUCUCAUCCUCGAAAACCAAUUUGGCCCCGACGCCCUCACCCCGCUCUCCCUGCCCCGCACAUCCGCCUCGCUCCCGCCACUCACCAUCCCUGCCACCCCCACCCCCGACACCAACGCCACCCCCAACGGCACCUCGGGCAUCACAGAACCCUACUCCGUCGCCGCCGCGCCUGCCGUGACGCCCAGCACCUCGCUCUCCCCCGAGGACAAGGCCGAGCUGCGGCGCCUGCACAACCUCGGCAUUCCCGUGCCGGGCAUCGAGAUCCGCUUCGACAAGUACGCGGCGCGCGUGUGGCUCGAGGACUUGGACGUCGAGUGCGCGCAGAAGACGCUCAAGGCGCGGAUCAAGGCCGUGGUCGAGCGCGGCGUGGAGACGGUCAGCGGGUUAUGGGCGUGAGGGGGUGUGGUGGUGUGGUAUGCCAUGGUCUGGUGCGGAGAGGAAAUGACGUCGAGGGAGUGUAAGAUGGACGGGAUUAUAUGAUAGUUUUGAGAUUGGCUGAUCUGGGAUGUUGGCUCGUACGAUCACCCUGGUUGGUGGGUUUGAAAGACAGCGGAUUCGGCGAAGCUUUGGGUUUCUUCGUGGGUUUGCUCUGCCGCUUACACAUGUACCUGUAGAAUGAAUGCUUCAAAGCUUGACAUGCACUGCAAACCACGAUUGUUCAGGUCACCGAGCAGCA
Molecule: messenger RNA, 3204 nt
Organism: Paraphaeosphaeria sporulosa
Lineage: Eukaryota; Fungi; Ascomycota; Dothideomycetes; Pleosporales; Didymosphaeriaceae
Product: cleavage and polyadenylation specifity factor
Exons: 5
Coding region: 351-2924 (857 amino acids)
Biological process (GO): mRNA 3'-end processing by stem-loop binding and cleavage
Cellular component (GO): mRNA cleavage and polyadenylation specificity factor complex
Molecular function (GO): RNA binding; 5'-3' exonuclease activity; RNA endonuclease activity
Source: RefSeq, a predicted model, not a curated record